GGCGUAGGAGCAAGGGGCUACACUGACAGCAGGAGACAACUGGAGCAGAAUAUUUGCAUUCUAGAAGAGCCCGCAGCUUUCUGAGCCAUGCUCGCGGAGGUGGUCUCUCUGGCGACCGCCUUCUGGGCAGGGCUCCAGGCCCGGACUUUGCUAGUGGGUGCUGUCGUCUUUCUGUUGUUUGCUGUCUUCAAAAGGCGGCGCCCAAAGAACUACCCACCAGGGCCCUGGCCUCUACCCGUGUUUGGCAACUUAUUUGAAGUUAACAUGGAGAAUUCGCACUUGGAUGCUCAAAAGUUGGUGAAGAAAUAUGGGAAUGUUCUUGGCCUGCAUUUUGGUAAUGUGUCUUCAGUGCUCGUAACUGGACUGCCCUUAAUCAAAGAAGUUCUUUCUCAGACAGACCAGUCCUUCGUGCACCGCCCUGUAACCCCUCUCCGAGAACGUAUCUUUAGGGAAAAUGGAUUGAUCAUGUCUAAUGGCCAAAUAUGGAAGGAACAAAGAAGGUUCACCCUGACAACAUUAAAGAACUUUGGUUUAGGAAGGAAGAGCCUGGAGGAACGCAUCCAGGAGGAGGCCUACCACCUUGUUGAGGCAAUCAAAGAGGAGAAUGGACAGCCUUUCAACCCUCACUUCAAGAUCAACAAUGCAGUUUCAAACAUCAUUUGCUCCAUCACCUUUGGGGAGCGCUUUGAAUACCAGGAUGCUCAGUUCCAGGAGCUGCUGAAGUUACUGGAUGAGGUCACGAUUCUGGAGGCUUCGAGAUUCUGUCAAUUCUAUAAUGUCUUUCCAUGGAUAAUGAAAUUCCUCCCUGGACCUCAUCAAACUGUCUUCAGCAACUGGGAAAAGCUGAAAUUGUUUGUUUCUCAUGAAGUUGAAAAACACAGGAAAGACUGGAAUCCUGAUGAGUCAAGAGACUUUAUUGAUGCUUACCUCAAGGAAAUUGUGAAGUACACAGACAAGAAUGCUUCAAGUUUCAAUGAAGAGAACCUCAUCUGCAGCACCCUGGACCUCUUCUUUGCUGGAACUGAGACAACUUCUACAACGCUGCGCUGGGGUCUGCUUUAUAUGGCCCUCUACCCAGAAGUCCAAGAAAAAGUGCAUGCUGAGAUUGACAGAGUGGUAGGCCAGUGGCAGCAGCCAAGCAUGGAUGCCAGAGAGUUCAUGCCCUACACCAAUGCUGUCAUCCAUGAGGUGCAGAGAAUGGGCAACAUCAUCCCUCUGAAUGUCCCCAGGGAAGUGGUGGUUGAUACCACUUUGGCUGGAUACUACCUGCCAAAGGGGACCAUGAUCCUGACCAAUUUGACCGCUUUGCACAAGGACCCCAAAGAGUGGGCCACCCCUGACACAUUCAACCCUGAGCAUUUUCUGGAGAAUGGACAGUUUAAGAAAAGAGAAUCCUUCAUGCCUUUCUCAAUGGGAAAACGCGGAUGCCUUGGAGAACAGUUGGCUAAGACUGAGCUAUUUAUUUUUUUCACUUCCCUUUUACAAAAAUUUACCUUCAAGCCCCCAAACAAUGAGAAGUUGAGCCUGGAGUUCAGAAUGGGCCUCACUGUCUCCCCUGUCAGCCACCACAUCUGCCCUAUCCCUAGGGGAUGAUGCUGUUGGUGAAGGAAAAGGAAAGACAGGGGAAAAAAAAAAAAACCA
Molecule: messenger RNA, 1641 nt
Organism: Marmota monax (woodchuck)
Lineage: Eukaryota; Metazoa; Chordata; Mammalia; Rodentia; Sciuridae
Product: cytochrome P450 2J2
Exons: 9
Coding region: 88-1593 (501 amino acids)
Biological process (GO): xenobiotic metabolic process
Cellular component (GO): cytoplasm; intracellular membrane-bounded organelle
Molecular function (GO): iron ion binding; heme binding; oxidoreductase activity, acting on paired donors, with incorporation or reduction of molecular oxygen, reduced flavin or flavoprotein as one donor, and incorporation of one atom of oxygen
Source: RefSeq, a predicted model, not a curated record